AUGAUAAAACCAAAAACACAAUUAAAAGCUCUGCCUCUUUCAAAUGCCUCAGAGAAAUUACCACCGCUUCGUUUACCAAAGGGUUUCACUGAUUCGACAAAAGAAGCAAUUAAUAAAUUAAGAGAUCAAUUACGUUACUAUGCUGUAGUAGAUAUUCGAUCUCAAAAAUUUUUAAUCACCAAAAAUGAUAUCGUGAUUGCACAUAGGUUGCGUGACGUGAAUGUUGGAGAUGAAUUAAGAUUAAAUCGGGUGCUCGAACUGGGAUCCAAGGAUUACACAAUUAAGGGACAACCUUUUGUUUCUGAAGCAUUUUAUAACAUCAAAGCUACAGUGCUUGAACAACCUAAAG
This is a messenger RNA of Racocetra fulgida, 349 nucleotides long. NCBI's taxonomy places the organism in Eukaryota, Fungi, Glomeromycota, Glomeromycetes, Diversisporales, Gigasporaceae. The record is from the annotation of a GenBank genome assembly.